GUGCAAUUCGGGUCUUAGAUUAGCUAUUUUCUUUGAUUUACAGGACUGGGUCCCGGCCUUCUAGCUGGGAAGCUGUGUCGGCGCAGAGAAGUUCCUUCAUACCUUUGACGUAGGCUCUGAAAACGCCGAACAUGUCGAUGUUGAAACAGAGGCUUGAAAGCGCGCGGGGCUCUUCCCUUCGUUGCCCCUUCGUGCGGAGUGCUCCAAAUGGUCGCGUACGUCUUCAAUGGAAGACGGGAUCGCAGGCCGUUCAGCGCUCGCGGGCUGACGUGCGGGUACGAGUUGCCGAGGCCACCACACCUAACCUGAGGACGGGUGACGUGUACGUGGUUGAGCCCAAGCCCCUGGAGGAGGGCGUGGAGAAGCACAUCAUCUCCAUCUUUGUCGCGGAUGAGCCAGGUCUUAUCAACCGUGUCGCGGGCGUCUUUGCUCGGCGAGGUGCCAAUAUCGAGUCCCUGGCUGUGGGCCUUACCGUCGAUAAGGCCCUCUUCACCGUCGUCGUCGCCGGCAAGGCUGCCACCGUGGCCAACCUCAUCAAGCAGCUCUCCAAGCUGGUCAAGGUGCGCUACGUGGAGGACAUCACCGCGACCAACAGGAUAGAGCGCGAGCUGCUGCUUCUGAAGCUGGGUGUUCAGCCUGGUCCCGCGCGCGCGGAGGUGCUGCAGCUGGCCCAGAUCUUCCGGGCGCGAGUGGUGGAUGUGAGCGACAACACCCUCAGUCUGAGCGUGACGGGAGACCCGGGCAAGCUCACUGCUCUGCUCAAGGUGAUGUCCAAGUUCGGGGUUGUGGAGCUGGCCCGCACCGGCCGCAUCUGUCUGCGGCGAGGAGAGGACCUCCUGGAGCGGGGGACCAACCUGCCGGAGGAGGCGGAGGCAGCGGCACCGGCGGGACCCACGGGUCGGCGGCAUCCAGUGGGUUCGGGGACCGACUCGGAGUCCGAGCGCACCGCGGAUGUGUACGCCGUGGAGGAGGACGUCAGCGGUGUUUGGGAUGCGGACAACGUGCUCGCUGCCACCUACGCGGCUAAGGGCGAGGUGCCCUCGGACUUUAAGUCCUACACCCUCAACAUCGAGGUGCAGGACGUGCCGGGCGUGCUGAACCAGGUGACCCAGGUAUUCGCCCGCCGCGGUUACAACGUCCAGUCCCUGGUGGUCGGGCCUUCGGAGCGCGAGGGCAUGUCCCGCAUCGUGAUGGUGGUGCCGGGUCGCGCCACCUCACCGGACGGCUCCUCCGGCAUCUCCCCGCUGCUCAAGCAGCUCUCCAAGCUCGUGUUCGUGGAGACCAUCACCGACCUCACGGAUGUGCCGUACGUCAACCGGGAGCUGCUGCUGGUCAAGGUCCGCUGCUCCGCCGCUCAGCGCGGUGAGCUCCGCGACCUGGCCGCCAUCUUCCGCGGCUCCAUCGUGGACGUGUCCGCCAACUGCCUCACCAUUGAGGUGCUAGGCAAGGAGGAUAAGAUGAAGGCGUUCACGGAGCUGCUGCAGCCGUACGGGAUUUUGGAGAUUGCGCGCACGGGCCGUGUGGCCAUGGCCCGCGACUCCGGAGUGAACUCCGAGUACCUGGAGCGCAUGUCCAUGGGCCGAGUCAUGUGAAGUGUUUUGGAGGGGUGGGGUGGGGAAUGAGUUGGGAUUGUCUGAACGAUGAUGAGGAUGGUGAGGAUGGUGAGGAGGAGGAAGGGGAGGAGGAGGAUAAUCAUUUUUGGGGGGGAAAGGAGGAGGAGAACAACGUAGUUUGUGAAAAUGAUUUGGAUUAAGGACGGACCCUAGGCUCUUCGCACACUCCUUACACUCCUCGGCUUUCCAAAGGGGAACCCCUUCUUCUUCCCCUUUGGGGAACCAAAGGGGAACCGCGAUGAUGUGCGAGUCCGUUCUUGGUGUCUUCAGUCAUCUGGCGACGAGAACGUCUGCGACCCACAUGGGGAGACAAAACAAAUCUUGUGUUUGUGUGCGCGCGCGUAUAUUUGCUUGCUUGUUUUCCUGAUUAUGUGUUUGUGUGACGAUAUAAGUUCCGCCUCAUCAAGAGACACGGACCGCGUCUGUGUGUGUUUUGCACAUGUGUGUAUUGUGUGUUUUUCGUAAGUUGUCAGGCAGUGGUAGGUGGGCAGUGUAGGCAGUCGUACAGGAACAACGCUGAGGUAAAGCUCGCUUCAAGAGGGACUUGAAGAACCUUUCCAAGCAAGACCGUAUUGAGGUUUGUCGGUUUGGAUUCCUUUCGGCGCGGAAAGAGCUUUUCUGAGACCCUUAGAUGCAGUCCAGGGCGCGGUAUGCAACGGCUGACGGCCGGUCCCGCAUGCCUGGAUGCCUAAAGGAGUAUGUUGUAGUAUUUGGGGCAAAGAGGUGUUCACAGUCGAAAUACAAACACGUCAAAGCGGUGCUUACGUCAAAGCGUUGAUUGGUGUUUCACAAAGUAACUAGGCCCAGAUAACAUGUAAUGUAAUGUUACAGAGUGGG
Molecule: messenger RNA, 2450 nt
Organism: Volvox carteri f. nagariensis
Lineage: Eukaryota; Viridiplantae; Chlorophyta; Chlorophyceae; Chlamydomonadales; Volvocaceae
Exons: 13
Coding region: 132-1592 (486 amino acids)
Biological process (GO): L-valine biosynthetic process
Cellular component (GO): cytosol
Molecular function (GO): acetolactate synthase regulator activity; acetolactate synthase activity
Source: RefSeq, a predicted model, not a curated record